CUCUCUCUCUCUCUCACGAGAAAAAUAUAUAUAUAAAAAAAAAAAGAAAAAAGAAAAAAAGAGCACACUCACAAAUCGUGUUGGGCGAUAAAGCCCUCCUCCAGACGAAACGUCGAAACGUUCCCGUCCUUUACUUACUCCUUUUAUUUUUAUUUUUUAAUUUUACGUUUAGUUUUUCGUUCCUCGUUCCCGGCGCAUUUUAUAGAGCCUAAUUCUACAGCGACACGCUAACGUGCGCACAUCACUCUCUUCGACAAUUUCAUUGACGCCAUAAUAUCAGAGCUCGAAGGCGUUCAGGUCCGAUAUUCCCUACCCCUCCCUUUCAUUAGGGCUUUACUAACUUCGUAAAAAACCCUAGGUUAGAAUUCGGUUCUUUUUCCUUUUUUUUCUUCCUCUUUUUUUUCUAUUAUUUCAUUUUAUUUUUUUGGUUGGAGUGAAGAGAAAGCCAUUGACAAUUCGUGGACGAGAGCUCAUUGAUUGGCAGGAACUUUUAUCAAAUAAUUUUUUACAAUAUUCCUUUUGAUAUAUUUAAAUAUUUUUAUGUUUUUUAUUUUUUAAUCUUCUAUUGACGUUCUGCGGAUAUAUGAGUAUUGCUGAUGGGUAUAGACAUAUUUGGGUUAAGCUUAAAUUUGUUUCUUCAUAGCUUAAUCGUGGAAGAGCGAGUUGUGCUUGAAAUAUGAGCUUUCUUUUAUUGAAAAUAGAGAAGUGGAAGGCUAUGAAUUAUUUUCCAGAUCGUUGCAUGUUGGUUUGGGCACAGAAACUCGGCUAGGGUUACAAAAAGGUGUGUUGCCGUUGGUGAAUUUCUGGAAAUUUUGGCUUAGACAACAAUGGAAGGGGAUGAAAAAAAGUCUGGUGCUAAGAAAAGAUCGAAGCCAAUCGAGGUUGGUAUUGAUUCGGAUGAUAACGAGCCCAUUGGGUCUCUAUUGAAGUUUAGGAGACCGAGGAACCCUAAGAAGGUUAAGUCCGGAAUAGAGGGAGGUGGCGAGAGGGGCAAGAAGUUUGAGAUUGAAGAUGACGAUUUUGGAGGAAUGGAUGAUACGUUGGCGAGUUUCAGGAAGAAGUUGAAGGCUCCAAAGAAAGAUACUGCUUCUGGAACAAUGAGGGGAAAGGGUGGCUCUGUGUUGGAUAUGGUCGAGUCUUCCGAUCCAUCAUCUACUGGGCCUGUAGAUGUAGAUGGUGGUGGUCUGGAUGCAAAGUCAGUACCAAGGGGUGUGGAGAAUGGUGACGAUGGAUCUGAUGUGACCAUGGAUAUGGGAAUGCAGAACAAGCGUAAAGGAAAGGCAAAGAGACCCAAUGUUGAUUCAACUUCGAAGUCCUUGGACGAUGGUUCAGAGUCUAUGGGUUCUGGUUGUUCUUUAUUGAAGGAUAAAAAUGAGUCAGACUUGCAGCUUGGAGAAGGUUCUAGUCGAACCUUGAAUAACCAUUUAGAAGAUUCAUUAUCAUCAUUAUUCCAUAAAGCACAAUCUGGUUCGACUAGAAAGUCUCGUGUGAAUUCCAGUCUGAAAGAGAAAGGUUCUCAGAUUUUGGAGGAUGAUUUGAGCCGUUGUUCAGAAGGUGUUUGGGGAGAUUUCAAACCUGUGGCUGUGAGGAGACCCAAAAUGGCUUCUGCUGCAAGAGUGACCUGUAAGAAUCAGAAAUCCGAAGAGAGGUUUCCUGUAGCUUCUGCUUUGCAUCCUGCUGAUUCAGUAUCUGCCUCUGAAAAAUGUAAGACAGACAAUCACAGUUUGGACCACAGUUUUUGUCAAGCUUCUAAUUGCAUGGAAGAUAAUCGUGAGACAAUUCGAGGGCCUUCUUUGGGUUAUACUAUUUCACUUGAGGGAAUUGAACCCGCAGAUGGAAAAGAUAAUACACCUUCGAAGGUUAUUCCGGAGGAUCCAGCACCUGUUUCGUCACCUUCAAGGUCCCAUACUAAGGUCCAAGACAGAGACAUGGGUGGUCCUUGUGAUUCAAUUGUUCUAAAGGGACAUGUGCCUGACCCAUGUAACUCAAGUAAAUUUUUUGAAGAAGAUGGCAAUCAGUUCAACAUUGCUCAAGACAUUGACAGUUGCUCCAUUCCUAGACAAAUAGCUGCCUUGAAAACCUGCAACUUAAAGAAUGGAUUAAAACAUUCCUCUACCGGAGACACAAGAACUCUAAUGCAUGAUGUUGUUGAAAUGCCCAAGUCUCUAUCUUCUGGAAAACGGGUUGAAGAAAUCCAUGAGUUUGGUGAGGAUGAUGAGUCCAGCAGCAGGUAUACUUAUGCGUUACCCCAACAGUCUAAGACUGAGAAAGUUUUGAAAUCCCAUAGUGAGCUUGAUUCUGGUCAGUGUUCAAAAGAUUCCCAUUGCUCUGAACAUAAUGUGUCUCACCAUAGCUCUGAUCAGCUGAAGAUGGAAGAAACCAGUAGUAAUUGUCAUGGUCCUAAUACUUGCACUGAAGAGCCAGCUGCUGCUUCUGGUGUAUGGAAAAAAAAUGUUGCGGUGUGUGAUGAUUGGUUAUCUCCUAAUGCUAUCGAUUCUAUUGAAGUUGAUAAAUCUGGAUAUGGUUUCCAGUUGAAUAAUCAAGAGAUAUCAUUAGAUCCUUGUAUCCAACAAAAUUCUUAUGCUGCUGCCAAUCAGAAGUGCAAUUCCAUUUUCUCUCAAAAUGCAUCUUCUAAUGAAGCAUACGAAGCAGCUUAUAAUCCUAGUCAUGAUGAUGUUUCUGCUACUGAAGAAGCUGAUGGAACUUCUUCUCCAUGUAUAACUCCAGAUGAUAAUGGUAGUAACCCAGAAGAUGUGGUAUCGUUACCUGAUAUUGAAAAUAAAGAUAAUAAACUAUCUAUCCAGCGGACUAUGCGAAAGCCUAAAAAGCGUAGGCAUGGAGAUAUGGCUUAUGAGGGGGAUGCUGAUUGGGAGAUUUUGAUAGAUGAUCAAGGUUUUAACAAUGACCGAUCAUCCAGAGCAAGGGUGAAAUUUGAUUCCUCUUUGAGUAUUGUUACAGAGGCUGAAAGUGGUGGGGCAGCAGCCAUAUCUGCUGGACUUAAAGCUCAUGCAGCUGGUCCUGUAGAGAAGAUUAAAUUUAAGGAGAUUUUGAAGCGUAGAGGUGGGCUUCAGGACUAUUUGGAAUGCAGGAAUCAGAUCUUAGGCCUCUGGAGUAAAGAUGUUAGUCGAAUUUUACCUCUUUCUGACUGUGGGGUCACAGAUACUGCUUCUACAGAUGAACCAUCACGUGCAUCCCUAAUUAGGGAGAUCUAUGCAUUCCUUGAUCAAAGUGGUUAUAUAAAUGUUGGAAUUGCUUCUGAGAAGGAUAAAGCAGAACCUGGCACCAAACAUAAUUAUAAACUUCUUAGAGAAAAGAAUUUUGAAAGUUCUGGGGCUUCGCUUGCUGAUUCAGAGGAUGGAGUUUCUUUUAUUGUUGGUCAGGUCAAGAGUUCUAAAACUUCAAAUGAAGUAAAUAAUGGUGCUAUGUUGGAUGGUGAAGACUUGACACAUGAAGCCAUGAAAGGCAGUGGAUCUGCUGCACAUAUUGGAUUGAAGUUGGCAAAUGCAACGGAACAAGAAAAAUAUCUGGCUAAUUGUAAUGGGAAUGGUAGUAUUGAUACAAAAUUCCCAAACAGAACAAACAAUGUAAAUUGUGUGAUUACUGAUCCAUCUUGUGAGACAUGGGGUGGAGGAAAAACUCCCAAGAUAGAUAAUGAAUCACAAAGUAUUCAACCCAUAGCAGAUGAUGAUGUAGGGAAAUAUCAUCACCUGCAUAGCUGUUCAAAAGUUGGAAAGAAAAUCAUUGUGAUAGGAGCUGGUCCUGCUGGCUUAACUGCGGCACGCCACUUGCAACGUCAGGGUUUUUCCGUAACUGUAUUAGAAGGAAGGAAUAGAAUAGGGGGCCGUGUUUAUACAGACCGGUCAACUCUAUCUGUUCCAGUGGAUCUUGGUGCUAGCAUUAUCACUGGUGUUGAGGCUGAUGUGGCCACUGAGAGAAGACCAGAUCCAUCUUCUUUGAUUUGUGCACAGAUGGGGCUUGAGUUGACUGUGUUAAAUAGUGAUUGCCCUCUUUAUGACAUUGUAACGAGCCAAAAAGUUCCUUCUGAUUUGGAUGAAGCAUUGGAAGCAGAAUACAACAGUCUUCUUGAUGAUAUGUUAUUACUUGUUGCUCAGAGGGGAGAACAUGCAAUGAAAAUGUCCCUUGAGGAGGGUUUGGAAUACGCUCUUCUUAGGCGUCGUAUGGUACGAUCAGGAAUGAAUCUUGAAGAGAAAAAGCUGCACACUACUGCGGAUGGUAUCUUUGAUUCCAGAGUAAGUACUGAUGGCAGAGUUUCUGAGGAACAUUGUUCUGAGGAAGAGCUUUUGAGUCCUCUUGAGAGGAGAGUUAUGGAUUGGCAUUUUGCCAACUUGGAGUAUGGCUGUGCUGCUUUGCUGAAAGAAGUAUCCCUACCCAACUGGAACCAAGAUGAUGUUUAUGGUGGCUUUGGAGGAGCUCAUUGCAUGAUUAAAGGAGGUUAUAGCACUGUUGUUGAGUCUCUUGGAGAAGGACUUUGUAUCUACUUGAAUCAUGUAGUGACUGAUGUUUCAUAUGACACCAAGGUUUCUGGAGUUUUAGAUGGCCAGCAUAACCAAGUCAAAGUUUCCACAUCAAAUGGCAGUGACUUUUUUGGAGAUGCUGUUUUGAUUACUGUACCACUUGGGUGUUUGAAAGCAGAAACCAUCAAGUUUUCCCCUCCAUUGCCCCAUUGGAAACAUUCUUCCAUCCAGCGACUUGGCUUUGGAGUUCUUAAUAAAGUAAUUUUGGAAUUUCCAGAUGUUUUUUGGGAUGAUUCCGUGGAUUACUUUGGAACAACUGCUGAGGAAACAAACUGGAGAGGCAAGUGCUUUAUGUUCUGGAAUGUCAGAAAAACAGUUGGUGCUCCCGUUCUUAUAGCAUUAGUGGUUGGUAAAGCAGCUAUAGAUGGCCAAAGUAUCAGUUCUUCUGACCAUGUACGCCACGCAUUAAUGGUUUUACGCAAAUUGUUUGGGGAGGCUAAGGUACCUGAACCAGUUGGAUCAGUGGUGACAGACUGGGGCAGGGAUCCUUUCAGCUAUGGUGCCUACUCUUACGUUGCUGUUGGAGCUUCUGGAGAAGACUAUGAUAUUUUAGGCCGGCCUGUUGAGAACUGCUUAUUUUUUGCUGGUGAAGCUACCUGUAAGGAGCAUCCUGACACAGUUGGUGGUGCAAUGAUGAGUGGUCUACGGGAGGCGGUCCGUAUAAUUGAUAUAUUCAAUACUGGAAAUGAUUAUACGGCAGAGGUAGAGGCAAUGGAAGCUUUACAGAGACAGUCUGACUCCGAAAUGGAUGAAGUUAGGGACAUAACAAAGAGACUUGAUGCAGUUGAACUUUCCAAUGUCCUUUAUAAGAACUCUUUGGAUGGAACUCAAAUUUUGACCAGAGAAGGCCUUCUACGGGACAUGUUCUUUAAUGCAAAAACCACUGCUGGACGGUUGCAUCUGGUGAAAGAGUUGUUGAGACUUCCUCGUGAAACCUUGAAGUCCUUUGCUGGAACCAGAGAAGGAUUGACUACUCUUAACUCAUGGAUACUGGACUCUAUGGGCAAGGAUGGGACCCAACUCUUGCGGCAUUGCGUUCGUCUUCUUGUGCUGGUUUCGACAGACCUACUAUCUGUGCGAUUAUCUGGCAUAGGGAAGACUGUAAAAGAAAAAGUUUGCGUACAUACUAGCCGUGAUAUACGUGCCAUAGCAAGCCAACUGGUUAGCGUGUGGCUUGAAGUCUUCCGCAAGGAAAAAGCUUCCAGUGGUGGAUUAAAGUUUUCAAGGCAGUUAAAUGUUGUAGAUUCAUCAAAAAGAAAAUCUGUUAAAGAUUCAGCUUCAGGAAAGCCACCUCUACACACAAAUCAUGGUUCUUUGUCAAAUAAAGAAAGUUGUGAGGUUUCUGCAGCCACUAUAAGCCACUUACCUUCAAAUGCAAAUUUUAAGAAAGUGAAUGGCAAAAUAGUCAGACUAGAAACUGCAAAUAUAUCAAGAUCAGAAAUUAAUUCAUCAAGAUCUCAAGGUUCAACAGUCAGAAUGGGUACCAAGGUAGAUGAUGACAUUGUUAUGACUGAAGAAGAAAAAGCUGCCAUUGCUGCUGCUGAAGCAGCCCGUGCUGCAGCACUUGCAGCUGCUGAGGCAUAUGCAUCUUCAGAAGCGAAGAAUAAUGCAUUAUUGCAGCUUCCUAAGAUUCCCUCAUUUCACAAAUUUGCUAGAAGAGAGCAAUAUGCUCAAGUGGAUGAGUAUGAUGUCAGGAGGAAGUGGUCUGGUGGUGUUUUGGGCAGACAAGAUUGUAUAUCAGAAAUAGACUCGAGGAACUGCAGAGUUAGGAAUUGGUCUGUUGAUUUCUCUGCCACUUGUGUCAACUUUGAUAAUUCAAGAAUUUCAGCUGAUAACCUCUCACAAAGAAGCCAUUCGAAUGAGAUUGCUAGUCAUUUGAACCUUAGAGAGCACUCUGGAGAGAGUGUUGCUGUUGACAGCAGUAUUUAUACGAAAGCAUGGGUUGAUACAGCUGGUAGUGUGGGGAUAAAGGACUAUCAUGCGAUUGAGAGAUGGCAAUCACAAGCAGCUGCAGCUGAUUCUGAUUUCUACCAUCCAGCUGUGCAUAUUAAGGACGAGGAGGAUUCUAAUACAACUUCAAAAGUACCCACCUGGAAGCAUGAUGGACUAGCUAAUGAGAGCUCUGUUUCACAGGUCACUAUGAAAAGGGAGUCCUUAAAAGACCAUCAUCGAGGGGCAGACCGUAUUAAACAGGCUGUGGUAGACUAUGUUGCAUCGUUGCUCAUGCCCCUUUAUAAGGCUAAAAAAAUAGAUAAAGAUGGAUACAAGUCAAUAAUGAAGAAAAGUGCAACAAAGGUCAUGGAGCAGGCUACAGAUGCAGAGAAAUCGAUGGCAGUUUCUGAGUUUCUUGAUUUCAAGCGUAGAAACAAGAUUCGUUCCUUUGUGGAUAAAUUAAUUGAGAGGCACAUGUCAGCGAAGCCAGUUGUGAAGUCAUGAAGGCUGGUUAGCUUUUUGUUUCUCUGUACACUUCUGUCCAAGACAUGUAGAAGUGUGUUCAUCAUUCCUGCAUGACUACGCGGCAUAUAUGUUGACACUGAUGGGCAUACUGUCCUGGAUUGAUGCUUCAUUCAAAUUGCCAAUAAGCUGUUAAUGAUUCACUACUGGAAUGACAAAUUGAAUGACAUAUUUGCCGAUGGUUAAAUGAUGUGGCAGGUCUCAAUGGACGCAAGUUGCUACCUAGCAGUUUUGUUUUGUAAAAAUGUGAUUCAGGAUUGGGAGUGGGUGGGUUUUGGAUGGCUGUUACAGUGGCAUCCUGCCUGGAACAAAUUGGCGUCAUUCAAGUGACUUUGCUAGCUGGAUUAUGCGCAUCAUCAGACAAAAGAUAACAUCACAACCCCAUAUUUGGUUCAUCAUUGAUCAAGGUUGUACUUUAAGGGUGAAAAAUUAUCACCCCCAAUUUUAUUUCAGAUCCCCAAGAUGAGAUACUAAUUGUUCUUGACUCAUUUUUGCUUUCAUUGUGUACAGAGUAGAAUUGUUUUAGUGACAAGAAGCAUACAGAAUUUUUUUCAAUCCUUUUCCAAAGUAGUUCAUUUGUGUUCCAGAUUUUUGAAGUUGAACAUCAAUUACUUGCUUUCUUGUCCCAUAUUCGUGCAACAUAACUUUGAUCUUGCAUUAGUCACCGCAGCACCUCUUUGAGGGUUGAAAAUUCUAUUUCCUGGAUUUACUUCUGUUUUCUGCAUUCAUUACUGCUUGUAUAACCUUUUCAUACUGUGUUAUCCCCAUGUCAUGAGUAAUUAAACUCAUUGACAUGAUACAUAUUUGAAGCCUCUUUUGCUUUGUAAUCCAAAGGACUCUAUGGUAGUGAUCGACAUUAAAAAUAAGUAAGGAUAAGGUGAGUAUACUUUGCUGUUUAUUCUCUAUAUAUUUUUAAUUUGUACAGCAGAUUAAGUUUUCAAAGUAAUUCCAGCUUUAAACAUGGUUUGAAGUUUGGGCAUUAUGCAACACUUCUGUCUAUCAUUUUUGACAAUGGAAACUCCAGUCUUUAUCUUUGAGCCCUUGUCUUUUACUACAUUGCGGCUUACACCACUUCUUAUUAUUGCUAGGGUGGAAAGCUGAUGUGCCUGUUCUGCCAAGAGGUAUGCUAUUCAAAUUGAUGCUAAUUGAUUACACUAUUUAGUAUGGUUCUUGCGUUUUCUGAUUGAUCCUUCGGCUGAAUUAUUGCUGGAGGAUGUAAAAUUUUGUGGCCGUGGAGAAUUCGUGGUUCAUUUUCUGUACUUUCAUGUCUUUUUGUUAUUUUCAUCGCUAUUGAUAGAUGACUUAUCUACUUGUUCGUUGGGGGGAAAGAUAGUUUUGGGAUAUCACAGAGAAUUUAGUUUACAUGUUUAAAAUUAUUUUGUCCAGGAGAUUCAGGCAAUUGUUUCUGAUAAAGUAGGCUUUCGAUGCCAUUUUGUGCAUGUCUAUGAGUUAACAGAGACUAAAAAACUAACCAAUAUUUGUCUUCCAUGAAGUAAUUCUUCUGAGAGACUAACCAUAUGAUCUUAAUGAUUUGUUUUUUUCCGAAAAGGUAACAAUUUUUUAUUUUUUAUUUUUAUUUUUAUUUUGGGCUUGGGAAGUUAAAUAAGCUUAUUUGAAGUGGUGAAACUUGUUAGAAAAUCCUUUGACGGAAUUGGGACGUAUUAAAAAAGAGUACUACCAAAUGGUUGAUAAUUUAAUGAAAUUAAAAGACAGAGACAAGUGAAAUUUAGAAGUACGGACGCAUAGUAUUAUCCGAGUAUUAUUGAUUAAAAAAAGAGUUUAAUCAAUUGAAGUUUAAUUUCUUCCAUUCAUAUUUAAGGAUUUAAAAUUAUUUCAUUUAUUCAUUCCCAUUGAAUUUAAAAUUUCCACAUUAUCUACUGUCUUUUUUUUUUUUUUUUUGGGUUUCUUUUUCUGGUGUUCCUAGUGCUUCGAACAGUUUUUAUUUUUAUUUUUUUUAAUGUUUUUAUUAUUUUUAAAAUUUUUUAUAGUGCUAUAAAUACUAAAAUAUUUAUCAAAAAAUAUAUUGAAUGAGAUGUAUUGAUAUAUUUAUAUAACCUUAAUUGAAUUUUUAAAUGAAUAAAUAAAAUUUUAAAAAUAAUUAAAUAUUGAUAAAUUAUUUAUUAUAUUAUUAUGUAAUUAAAUUUGGUAAAUAUUUUGAUUAAAAAUUUAGUUUAGAUUUUAAGAUGUUUAGUCUAGAUUUUUAAAGUGAUGGAUCGAAAAUAUGCCUGUUUCAAGGACAAUCAAUUAAACGACCUAAGAAAAAAAAAUAUUAAGCAGAGUAGCAGACUAUAUAACAACUAUGAAAUUUCCCUAAAUGUAAAUAAAUGAAACGACUAUUUUUAUUUUUUGAAGCAAAAUAAAACAACUAUUAAACAUGAUUUAAGUGUAAUUAUAUUAUUACGAGAAGUGAAGUAAACGCGCGUGGCUGUUAGUUUAUCUCCAUGGCGGGUAUAAAUGUCAUUGCAACUUUACGUGUUGAGAGCCGAGGCUUACAGAUCGAAACGCAGUGUGUGGGAUCGACAUUAGCAGAGUAUUAACAAACCCUCACCGACCGGAAGAAGGAAGGAAAAAAAGAAAACACAGAAAAAGAGAGAAAACAAUAUAUAUAUAUAUAUAUAUAUAUAUAUA
Messenger RNA from Ziziphus jujuba (common jujube), 9617 nucleotides. RefSeq names its product lysine-specific histone demethylase 1 homolog 3. The transcript is spliced from 8 exons. The coding region runs from base 828 to 6971 and encodes 2047 amino acids. Lineage: Eukaryota; Viridiplantae; Streptophyta; Magnoliopsida; Rosales; Rhamnaceae. Gene Ontology annotation, molecular function: oxidoreductase activity; protein binding. The record is from RefSeq and is a predicted model, not a curated record.